Brugia malayi is the source of this 1743-nucleotide messenger RNA. RefSeq lists its product as uncharacterized. Gene Ontology annotation, biological process: transport. NCBI's taxonomy places the organism in Eukaryota, Metazoa, Nematoda, Chromadorea, Rhabditida, Onchocercidae. Gene Ontology annotation, cellular component: Golgi apparatus; membrane. The transcript has 14 exons. The record is from RefSeq and is a predicted model, not a curated record. The coding region runs from base 1 to 1743 and encodes 580 amino acids.
AUGAGGAAAUUGAUAGUUGUUCUUAUUGGAUUAAUUGUACUGGUCACUUUCGUUGGAUCUAAAAUUCACCAUCUUGCUUUAAGAAAUGAUGCACGCAGGAAUAUCUUACUGACAACAUUCGGAUAUAAUAAAGGUGGUACAUUUAUCUUAAAACUGUACAAUUUCACAGUUCCAGCAGAAUUGGUGUCACCUGAUGUGACACGUGAACAGCGUAAUACUGAUCGAUUCGGUGUUAUUGGUUUUACACUGUCACGAGGCAAGGACAUACUGAAUGGUGUUAGAUCGAAACCACAUGUAUGUCAAUUAUCACAAUUUGAUCAAGAUUUUGAUGCACUUUUCUUUGUCUUCAACUUUACCGAGAACAGUCUGAAAGUUAUACGUACAGGUUCAGCCUACGAUUUGCAACUGUGUAAAAAUUUAGAAAGUUGUCCAGAUAAAGUAGAACGAACAUCAUUAGAGGCAUCACCCAGGGAUGUCGAUAAGCCAUCUGUCAAAGGCUCGCCACAUACAUCUGGUUUUUUCGACAAAUUACACGACAUAUUAUUCCGAACGACUGCCACAAAAAUACCAUAUAAAGAUUAUCUUCCUUUAAACCUUUCUGGAGAUCAGUAUUCUACUUCGGUUGCACUAAAAUUCGAGGAAGGGCAACAAGGCCGUUAUAGUUUCAUUUACCACAACUGUUUCAAUUACCGAGCGCAUGGUUACAGUAACCAAGUUGCUGUGCAUUUUACCGUUGACAUAGUCGAACGUAAUCCAGGAUCAUAUCUUCCUGCUGGUGAUGUAGCAAAGCCAAAGUUGUACUUAUAUAUGGCAACAAUAUUUGCAGUUGCUGCAUGCGUAUGGAUACGUAAUAUCUGUCAUUCAAGUUCGGGUACGAUUUACAAAGUGCAUCAUUUAAUGACAGCAUUGGUUAUCCUAAAAUCGUUGUCUUUAUUUUUCCAUGGUAUCAACUACUAUUUCGUCUCAGUAUAUGGACAUCAACGCGAAAUUUGGGCUGUCAUUUAUUAUAUCACACAUCUAUUAAAAGGUGGUAUUUUAUUUGGAACAAUAAUUCUGAUUGGUACAGGUUAUACAUUUUUCAAGAAAUUUUUGACCGAUCGUGAUAGAAAAUUGUUUAUAAUUGUUUUACCACUUCAGGUGAUCGACAAUAUUGCAAUGAUUAUCAUUGAAGAAAGUGAAUUCGGAGAGCAGAGUUAUCAGUUCUGGUUACAAGUAUUUAUAUUUUUCGAUAUUGUCUGUUGUUUGGCAAUAAUUUUUCCAGUCGUAUGGUCGAUGCGUCAUUUGCAGGAAGGUGCUCGAAGCGAUGGAAAGGCAGCUUUUAAUUUAGAGAAAUUAAAAUUAUUCCGACAUUUCUAUUUGGUUAUUAUUGGUUAUAUAUACUUGACUCGUGUUAUUAGGUUCGUCAUUGAGGCUGUAGUACCGUUUAAUUAUGAUUGGGUAACUGAUUGUGUGGUUGAAUUCUCAACGCUCGUAUUUUUCUUAACUGCUGGCUAUCAGUUUAGGCCACAAGAAAAGAAUCCGUAUCUAAAAUUGGCUCAAGAUGAUGAUGAUGACGAAGCGUUAACAAAAAAUGGUAUUUUCGAAAACAUUUCACGUCUGAAACGAGUCUCUGUACAUGAUGGAACUCUAGGUGAUAUACCGGUUACAGUGGAUGUGAAUGAUGCGGAUUCGGAAGAUAGUGCUCCAGAAGAUAUAUUCCAGGAACGAGGGACGAAAUCAACCGCAAAGUCAUCAAUGCUUUAA